AUGAUCACUUACAUCCGAGCGUCGGCAUCCCGACCGUCCAGUAGUUUACAUGCUUCUCACCAGCGUCCUGUAAUUUCCCGACUCCUUCUAUGUCUAUGGGCCUUUCUCGCGAUUUCUUCCGUUGUUGCUGCGUCUGUUCUACCUCCAAACGCCCGAUCGGAACUCACUGCUCGACGCUCUCUACCGUCUGUCGCAUCUACAGAUGGAGAGAUUGCUCAGGAUGAUCCCGAAGAUGUAUCUCAUCCACCUCAGGAACGUGCUCAAUAUGGUCACGUUAUCCGCCGAGAUUCCAUCGUCGAACUUGAUCCAAGUCUCCGUGAAAGGGCCGCAUCGCUCCCGAUCCUCGUCGCCCCGAAUGAUGAUGCACCAUCCAGACUGGUCGGACGGUCCGAUAGCGACGACAUGCCCCAGCCCUUCGACACCAGCACCAGAACCAACUUCUCGUCUAGCACCUGCGAGACAUUCGUCAAUGACUUUCUAUCAAAUUCCACGUUUACCAACUGUCAUGCGAUGUCCAUGCUCCUGCGCGACUCCUACUCCUUCUUCAAAACCGUCCGCUCCGCCACGGCCACCUCGCACGUCCUAGACCUCUCCUGCAGCGUGGAUGCCGAUAAGUGCUCGUCGUACAUGACCGACCUCGCCGGCCGUCUGCUGGAAAAAGAUGCCUGCGGUGAAGACUACAAAGACGGGAGCUCUAUCGUGACCGACGCCUACACUAAUAUGGUUGCCUACGAGCCCAUUUAUCGGGCGACCUGCCUCAAGAGUCCCAAUACAACCGACUACUGCUUCGUUGACGCCGCCACCAACACCAACAACUCGGCCGACUACAACGUCUACUUCAUGCCCUUUGACACCGCCCUCACCAACGCCCCAUUUCCCACCUGCAACAAGUGUCUCCAGGCCACUAUGGAUGUUUUUGCCAAAUUCGCUCAGAAGGACGGCCAGUUCCUCGCCCGCUCUUACAUCCCCUCCGCCGAGGGCAUCAACAGCAAAUGCGGCUCCGACUUCGCAAAUGUCAAUAUCACCGUGGGCGAUGAUAAGCUGCUCACGUCGGCUGCGUCGUGGACUAUCGGUCAUCCGGGUCCAUCUGUACCAUAUAUCGUUGCUUUGGGCAUGGCUGUUGUCUAUAUUGGGUUGCUAUAG
Molecule: messenger RNA, 1143 nt
Organism: Aspergillus affinis
Lineage: Eukaryota; Fungi; Ascomycota; Eurotiomycetes; Eurotiales; Aspergillaceae
Exons: 1
Coding region: 1-1143 (380 amino acids)
Source: RefSeq, a predicted model, not a curated record